Molecule: messenger RNA, 647 nt
Organism: Clunio marinus
Lineage: Eukaryota; Metazoa; Arthropoda; Insecta; Diptera; Chironomidae
Source: the annotation of a GenBank genome assembly
AGUUUCAGCUAAAAUUUUAAAUCUCGACGAACAUUUGAAACAGGAAAAUCUUGAGAAUCAUGCAACAUUAAAUCAUUCAAAUGAACUAAGAGUGAUUUCAUCUUACCUUGCUGGAGAGAAAAGUGACGAAUUUUUGGAAGAAGAAACUCGUGGACUUGACUUUAAGGGAAAUGUUCGAUAUUUCUGUCCAAAGUGUAACGUUCGUUAUAUUGAAUUUAAAUACCUCAAAACUCAUCUUAAAGAGUGUGGAAAUGUUCACGAGUGUCAAAUAUGUCAACAAAAGUUUAAACAAAAGCGAACGUACACAGCUCAUAUGAAGAAGAAACAUGAAAUUUCAGCAUCGAUUUUUGAUAACAGCAGCUCACCAAGAAACACUCUUGAGUUUAUAUUCAAAAGUAACUAAAUGACAAGAAAUUUUAAUGUCUGCCACAAACGACGUUAAAUAAUUGCCUUAAAUGUAGAGUUUCAUCGUUUUCCAUAGAAGGAAACUCUCUGAUGAUAAUUUCGGUCGAAUCCUACUUAAAUCUCAUUGCAGUUACGAAAUUUUAUCUUUUAAUCUUAAUUAUUCUUUUCAACUUGUUUCUAUUGAUUUAAAAAUGAUGAGAAAUUUAUGAAAAAUAAAAAUAAGAAAAAGUUUUGAGUACAAA